UUGGGGGAGAGGCAGAGAGGCAACAGAAAGCAAGCAGGAGCGGCAAAGAGAGAGAGAGAGAAAGAGGAGUUUGUGUGCAUUUUUGCCAGACCUCCUGCCUAGACUAGGAGACUACAAGGCAGCUACAGGCUUUCGAUACCACUCCCUACUAUCUCUUUCAAAACAGAAUCUUCUUUCUCCCUUCUACUUCCUUGUUUGAGCACACUAUAGCUCUCCUUUGCCUGCUUAAACUGUUGCUCCUUCCUCGUCUUGAGCUGGUAGUAGUAACUUAGUUCAUAGUCAGAGUGAUAGGUGAUGGACUUCUGAGCUUCUUCUACAUUGCUACUAAGUGAGCUGUGAGCCUUCUCCUCCUCGCUGGCCUCCUUGUCCCAGAGCCAUGGGGAAGCAGAACAGUAAGCUACGUCCUGAGGUCAUGCAGGACCUACUGGAGAGCACCGACUUCACUGAGCACGAAAUCCAAGAGUGGUACAAGGGCUUCCUACGGGACUGUCCCAGCGGCAACCUGUCGAUGGAAGAGUUCAAAAAGAUCUAUGGAAACUUCUUCCCCUACGGAGAUGCUUCCAAGUUCGCCGAACACGUCUUCCGCACUUUUGACGCCAACGGAGAUGGGACAAUAGACUUCAGGGAGUUUAUCAUAGCCCUGAGCGUUACAUCACGUGGGAAACUGGAGCAGAAGCUGAAGUGGGCCUUUAGUAUGUACGACCUGGACGGGAACGGCUACAUCAGCAAGGCAGAGAUGCUCGAGAUAGUACAGGCGAUCUACAAGAUGGUGUCCUCAGUGAUGAAGAUGCCAGAAGAUGAAUCAACACCUGAGAAGAGGACGGAGAAGAUCUUUAGGCAAAUGGAUACUAAUAGAGACGGUAAAUUGUCUCUAGAGGAGUUCAUUAAAGGGGCGAAGAGUGACCCGUCCAUCGUGCGUCUGCUGCAGUGUGACCCCAGCAGCGCGGGGCAGUUUUAGACCAGAGGCAUCAACAAACUCUUUGCUUCCUCGGGUUUCUCUUGAACCAUGACCCUCCUUCGCUGGAGCCGAUGAUGAUAAUGACGAAGAUGAUGAAGAAUGCAGCUGAAGUGAAAGAACGAGGAGUUAUGCACUGAGGACUUCUACUAUUGGCUAUAGGCCUCUCCUCAUUACUGUAAAACCACAACCCAGUGACCCCUUGGCCCUGUUAAUAUUGACCCCUCCCACCCAGAACAGAAGCUGGAUAUGAACAGUUUCUUCCUUUAAGUAUUCUAAGUUCUCUCUAAGUCCUCCUCCUCCAGACAGUGGACUUUAACUAAGUUGUAAAUAGUACAAACUGGAGUGUGUGUAUUAAUGUCUUUGUGUGGUUCUCUGUGCCCCUAGUGGCUGUAAAGGGAACUACAGUGCUCCCCUAUCACUCCUACAGUGUAUCAUAGUGGGCGAGAGACAGAAACCAAAUGAUGGUUAAGGCAGAACUAUUUUAUAAGUGGACUUGUGAAGAGCCUCCCUUCACUCAGUAUUGCUUAUCCUUCUUUUCUACUGUGAUAAUGUGUCUGGUGUAUUUUUUUGCAAACUUGAUAGACUUGGUGCAUAUUUUGUGCUGGGACAAAAAGAUAUGUAUACGUACUAUAAUGCUACUAUGCAUAUGCUCUCUUAUCAGUAUCAAUUGUAUUUUUAUUCUUCACAACCUUUUCUUUUCUUUUCAGUGGAAACUCAUCACAUCGCUUUAAGAAAUAGAAGACUUGUCAUUUUAAAAUCUGUCCGUAGUUCAAUUCAAAGUGUCUACUAAUACACAGCUAUAGUAUUUUCCAUUUGAAAAGUAUUCUGAUGUUUGAACAGAGUGGUGAAUCAGUCCCCAAAUCAUCAAACAAAAUGAAAUAUUGAGUUUUUAUCAUUCGUCUACUUUUGACAAAUGUGUUACAAAAGGUUCUUUAAUUAACUUUAAGUAUAAAGACACUUGAAUUGAUCUACUGAAAAAGUAAUAUUUUACUACUAUCAUAUGCUGUAAACUGUUGCUACUGCAGACAUUCAAAGCACAACUUUUCACAAUGUAUUUUCAACUGCACCAAUGCCAUUAUCUUAAGAACAGAACUAUAGACUUCAGACACAUAUGCAUGACUAUCCGCAUGUUUACAAAAGGCCAGUCUCCAUUGCUUUAUUCUAACUAGUGUGUGUAAUGUAGUCAGUAUUGUAGUCACUGCCAAAGCUGACCAUAUCAAUUUGGUUUUAGAAAUAAAGUGGAAGAAAUACCAUUGAAAAUGCAUAGUGAUUCUCAAUUGGUGUCAUUUCAGGGUCAGGAAUCUUUAUCUGUAACCAUAGUAACAUAAUGACAUAAUCUUUGAUUGUGUAAAAUGUAUUUAAAUGAAUUAAAUGUUAACUUCUAUUGUUUUUAAGAAUUUUUUUCUAGCAGUAACACAUGUUAAAGAUAUUUUACAGAUUGCCCCAUCAUUUUUGAGUUUGUGUACAUAAUUGUUUUACAGUCUUUCUAUUAUAAUUUCAUAUCAACAAACCAUGCCACACUUUAGGGGACCCUAUCUCACCAGUUGAGAAUCUAAGCAUAUGCCUGUACAUAUGUAUUUAAACAUUUUCAGACACACAACAGUGAAAGUGCCCACAUGCUUAUAUUACUUUUACGUCACCGUUUCCAAAGAGAACAGACUCUUGUCAUUCUGUAUAAUUAGGUCCAACCCUGAAUGUACCGAGUGUUGUUUUUCCAGAUAGAAAUGCUUUGAAUGUUUUAUGAAAUAAACUACUGUUUAGUUUUGUAACGAAAGAAAAGACACACAGAGUAAUUACUAAAAUGAAAUUGCUUUUAUUGUAUUUUUAUUAUUUUUAUUAAACGUCAGGUGUAACAUUUCUGUCAAAUGCAAAACAGCAUCUUGUGGUAAAGUGCCAAAUUAAUACAAGAACAGUAUUGUAUAAAUUUAUACUGUACAAUUGUUAAAUGUUGAACAAAAUGUUUGUAAUUGUUGCAUUUUGUAGGUUUUGUAUCCUGUAUUAUUUAGUGAUGGCUGUCUUUUCAAAACACAGGACUGUCUUUUGGUCCAAAUUGAAUAAGGCAAGAAAUAAAUUUACAUCUUUGUGUGCAAGACAAA
Molecule: messenger RNA, 3054 nt
Organism: Boleophthalmus pectinirostris (great blue-spotted mudskipper)
Lineage: Eukaryota; Metazoa; Chordata; Actinopteri; Gobiiformes; Gobiidae
Gene: ncalda
Product: neurocalcin delta a
Exons: 5
Coding region: 377-958 (193 amino acids)
Biological process (GO): calcium-mediated signaling
Cellular component (GO): cytosol
Molecular function (GO): calcium ion binding; actin binding; tubulin binding
Source: RefSeq, a predicted model, not a curated record